Suncus etruscus (white-toothed pygmy shrew) is the source of this 2606-nucleotide messenger RNA. RefSeq names its product glypican 5 (gene GPC5). Bases 120 to 1832 code for a protein of 570 amino acids. Gene Ontology annotation, biological process: regulation of protein localization to membrane; cell migration; positive regulation of canonical Wnt signaling pathway. The record is from RefSeq and is a predicted model, not a curated record. The transcript is spliced from 8 exons. NCBI's taxonomy places the organism in Eukaryota, Metazoa, Chordata, Mammalia, Eulipotyphla, Soricidae. Gene Ontology annotation, cellular component: plasma membrane; extracellular region; cell surface.
CCCACCGGCCGCCUGGUCUCCCGCAGCGCUUGCAGCGCGGGGCGGGCGCGCGCUCGCGGACGGAGUUCGGGGUUCCCCCGGAGCUCGCGGGGACCGGCGGAGGCAAAGGACCCCCGAGGAUGAUGGGCUGGCGGGGCUUCGGCUGCCUCCUCCUGCUGGCGCUCGCCCUGGCGUUGUCCGUGGGCGGCGAGGCCGGGCACAACUGCGAAGAAGUUGGCAAACUUUUCCAGGGGCGCACGGCGGGACCUGUCAAGGGGCUCCCCGAGUCUCCGCGGGCAGGACCCGACCUGCAGGUCUGCAUAGCCAAAAAUCCUACAUGCUGCACCAGGAAGAUGGAGGAGAGGUACCAGGUUGCUGCUCGCCAAGACAUGCAGCAGGUGCUUCAGACAUCCAGCUCUGCUCUGAAGUUCCUCAUUUCUCGGAAUGCAGCUGCCUUUCAAGAAACGCUUGAAACGCUCAUCAGACAAGCAGAAAAUUAUACCAGUAUACUUUUUUGCAACACCUACAGAAAUAUGGCCUUAGAGGCGUCUGCUUCUGUGCAGGAGUUCUUCCUGGAUGUUGGACUCUAUUUAUUUGGUGCUGACGUUCACCCUGAUGAGUUUAUAAACCGAUUCUUUGACAGUCUUUUCCCUCUGGUCUACAAUCAUCUCAUUAACCCUGAUGUGACCGACAGUUCUCUGGAAUACUCAGAGUGCAUCCGGAAGGCCCGCCGGGACAUUAAUCCAUUUGGGAAUGUUCCCAAGAAGGUGUUAGGGCAGAUGGGACGGUCACUCUUGCCCAGUCGCACGUUUCUGCAGGCCCUGAAUCUGGGCAUCGAAGUCAUCAAUACCACGGACCAUCUGCAUUUCUCUAAAGACUGCAGCAGGGCACUCCUGAAGAUGCAGUACUGCCCCUUCUGCCAGGGCCUUACUGCCAGCAAGCCUUGUAUGGGAUAUUGCCUCAAUGUCGUGAGAGGCUGUUUGGCCUACAUGGCUGAGCUGAAUCCACACUGGCAUGCAUACAUCCGGUCGCUGGAAGAGCUGUCCAAUGCCAUGCAUGGAACCUAUGACAUUGAACAUGUGCUCCUGAACUUCCACUUGCUGGUUAAUGACGCUGUGAUGCAAGCUCAUGUCAGUGGGCAACAAUUACUGGAGCAGGUAAAUAAGAUUUGUGGCCGUCCAAUCAGAACACCCACACAGAGUCCCCGGUGUUCUUUUGAUGGGAUCAAAGAGAAUCAUGGGAUAAAGAUCGCUACAAGAAAUGGUGAAGAGACACUGGCCAACAGAAGAAAAGAAUUUAUCAACAGCCUUCGGCUAUACAAGACAUUCUAUGGAGGCUUGGCUGACCAGCUUUGUGUGAAUGAAUUAGCAACUUCUGAUGGACUGCCCUGCUGGAACGGAGAAGAUAUUGUGACAAGCUAUACACAGCGUGUUUUUGGAAAUGGAAUAAAAGCUCAAGCUGGGAAUCCUGAAGUCAGAGUCAAAGGUUCUGAUCCAGUGAUCAAUCAGAUUAUUGAUAAACUGAGGCAUGUUAUUCAGCUGUUGCAGGGAAGGUCGCCAAAACCUGUCAAGUGGGAAGUCCAGAUGGGCAGUGGUGGUGGUGCAGUGGAGCAGGUCAGCGGGGACUGCGAUGACGAAGAUGGCUGUGGGGGCUCCGGAAGUGGAGAAGUCAAGAGGACUCUAAAAAUCACAGACUGGAUGCCAGAUGAAAUGAACCUCAGUGAUGUCAAGCAGAUUCAUCAAACAGACGAAGGCCAUACCUUAGACACAACUGGAGCAGGAAAUACCGUGAUGCCUGAAUCCCUGUCAUUUUCUCUGAUGGGUGUGGUGAUGUUCCUUCCUGGGCUUUGGUGACUGAAAACUCUGCCCAGCUACAUGCAAUUUAUUGGAGUCUUGUUUCGCCCUUUCUUCAUAUGCCAGGAGUAGGAUUCAUUUCUAAUGUAAUAAUAUUUGUGAAAAAGGUGUGUCCCACUAACUUCUUAGAAACUAAGUUGGAAUGUUCAAAAGGAUCUUUUUAAAAGGCUGGGUUUCAAUCCGAGCCUCUUGAAACACCUCCUCUAGAAAUUUUAUUUAACUUUCUUAAAUUCUAACUCUUGAAAUCUGCAAAUGUGAAGAACACAAUGACUUUGUUCAUUCUUCUUAAUCUAAUUAGCCUCUAUUGCAAACCCUGUCCAUUCUGAAAGAAAUGUUUUGUGUUGAAGUUGCAUCUGCAGGACAAUGAAAAUACAAAGCAUUUCUUAAAACGCAAAAGAUAGAAUUCCAUUAAGUCAGUCUAAACAGGAGCAAGUAGUCUGCAUGCAUUUUCAAGAGAUUCUUUCACAUUUUUUUUCCCAAGCUAUAGAAACAUACAACUGAAAAGUCUGUAAAUUAUUGACUACCAAGAAGUAUUUCUUAUAAUUUCAUAGAAGCAGUUUGAUCGUUUUUAUUCACUGUAAUUUAGCCACAGGCAAAAGUUAAAGUUGAGUAUUUUGAUAGUAUAUGAGCUGUAUUCCAUAAUAUUUGAAAUGCAUCAGUGGUUUCGUGGCUAUCUUCCUUCCUUUCUCUGGCUAUUAUAUUUAGCUAUGUUGCAAAGCAAAUGCCUGCUCUAGGAAUAUCUUGAAUAAAGUUGCCUAUUCAUUGAACAGAAAA